This is a messenger RNA of Bubalus bubalis (water buffalo), 4634 nucleotides long. It is a transcript of the gene TUBB1, whose product is annotated as tubulin beta 1 class VI. Gene Ontology annotation, biological process: microtubule cytoskeleton organization; mitotic cell cycle. NCBI's taxonomy places the organism in Eukaryota, Metazoa, Chordata, Mammalia, Artiodactyla, Bovidae. Gene Ontology annotation, molecular function: GTP binding; GTPase activity; structural constituent of cytoskeleton. The transcript is spliced from 5 exons. The coding region runs from base 3133 to 4503 and encodes 456 amino acids. Gene Ontology annotation, cellular component: microtubule; cytoplasm. The record is from RefSeq and is a predicted model, not a curated record.
UGGGACCCUUUGGUCGGAAGAGAUGCCCCAGAUCCCCGCAUCCUGCCUGGGUCCAGCCUCCAGGGAUGAUGGGCAGGGGUCUCCCUGCAGAACUGUACCCUAUUCUAGCUUCCUGAUGGAGGAGGGCAUGGCAACCCACUCCAGUAUUCUUCCCUGGAGAAUCCCAUGGACAGAGGAGCUGGUCAGGCUACAGUCCCAGGGGUUGCAAGAGUCAGACAUGACUGAGCACCUGAGCACCCUAGCUUUCCCUGAGGCCGAGACUCUUUCUGGAGAGACGUUGCCCCUACAUAGAGAAGGAAGACUGAAUCCUUCUAGAAAAGGCCCCUCAAGGAAAAUCUCACUUGGAGCCUGAAUCUUCUUUCUCCCUGCCAACUUCCAAAGCUGCCUGGGGAGGUUUCUGCUAACAAAGCAUUUCAUUUUCAAACAACCGAAAGCAGAAGUGCGACCCCAGGGGCCUGGGUUUCAUAACUCAAGAGUUCCCUCCUCCUCCAGCUCCUCGUGACUGGUGGUCACCUGAGCCGGCCACAGAAUGGCUUCCCUGGUCUUGGGAGAAAAGGGUUCAGGCUUUUUUGUCCUAGGGUCCAGUGUUGGUAUAGGGUGCUCUGAUGUGGGGACCCUGCUCUUACCACAUGGACACCUCCCCCUGGUCCCUGUCUUUUGCUCUGCUGGCACCAAGCCUGCACACAGAAAUCACAGUAGCUGCCUUACGGACCUCCAGCCAUUUCUGUGGCUGCCCUUGGAAGCCCUGAGGUGCCCAUGGAAUCCCAGUAGGGCUUGGUCCCAGUUCCCGAGAGGCUGUCUCUGAGGUGACAUGUAGACACGGCCUCUAUCCACUGAGGUGUCCUUUAUCUUCUUGGAAAGCUGGCUCCUUGGUGCUUGCCCCAGCAUGUGUCCUGGGCCUGGUCCCAAAGCCUUUCCCUUUCCCCAGGUGCAGCAGGUGUGGGAAGGGAGUUUCCAGCCGGGGUUUCCCCAUCUCUCACCUCUCUCCUCCAGAGCCAAGGUGAACCAGCCAAUGGGUCCUCCAUCCAUAGGAGGAAACAAGCCAGCAGGGUUGUCCCUGGGUGACCCUGGUGACGUCCACCAUCCAGGUGGGGUCUUCCUAAGAGGUGGGUUUUGGGUCUCCUUUAAAGAAAAAUAUGAGCUUCUCAGGUAGUGCAGUGUUAAAGAAUCUGCCUGACAAUGCGGAAGACAUGGGUUUGAUCCCUGACCUAGGAAGAUCCUGCAUGCCAUGGGGCAACUAAGCCCAUGAGCGGCAACUACUGAGCCUGUGCUCCAGAGCCCGUGCUCCUCAACAAGAGAAGAAGUGAGAAGCUCAUGUGCUGGAGAGUAGGCCCCGCUCGCCACAACUGGAGAAAAGCCUGAGCUGACACGAAGACCCAGCACAGUCAAAAAUAAAUAAAUAAAUAAACAUUAAAAAAAAUCAUAAAAGCUCGUAGUUGCUGAAGAAUGACCACAGUGGUCCCCUAUUGUAGGGUGAUGAAUAUUGUGGGGACCACCCGAGUGCCCAUAGAUGGUCAGGGCCCAAGAGGUGCAACACGGGACACAGAUGGCCCCUCGGCCCCACCUCAGGGGAGUGCUGUGAGGUCUGGGGCUGCAUCCCUGAUGCUGGGUGAAAAUGUGCCAGGUUAUAAGCUCUUCCGUUCCUGCAGUGUUGGGGGACCUGGAUGCUCGGAAGGUGUCCUGGGCUUCUCGUAGGAGGUCCACGCACGUCGGUAUUACAAUGGUCAGGGCUGGUGUCGCGGGCGUGUGACGCCUGACUUCAACAGGGCCCUGAGCACUUGGUGAGAUGCUGAGUCUGUCAAGGCCCCCCAUUUUCAUUUUGAGCUGCACAUUCUGGAGCUGGGCCUGCCUGAUGACACAACCUCCAUAGGCCGAAGGGUCAGAGUGGGGCAGUGGCCAUGCAUUGGGCCCUGGAGAAAGCAGGUUAAAGGGAGGGACAGUGACAUUCUCAGGCUGACAGGUGGUGGUGUACCAGGGUUUCCCUGCCCUGGAAGCUAUGCAGACUCAGAGGAUGAUGGGAAAAUCUAGCAGGUGGAGUGGGGAGGGAGGCCAGACAUUUGAAACCACAACUUUCAAGGCAAGAAGAAGCAAGUGAGUUCUCCUGUGACCCGCUCUGCCUCUUCAGCACCUGUGGUGCGUGCACCACGUGGAGUCAAGCCUCUGGGCCGUUUCUUCCACCUGAAGUUGGCUCUGGUCCACAGAUAUACGUCUGCCUGGCUCCCAGCUCUGAGGACAGCUGGCUGCGUCACUUUGGGAGUCCCUCAGGGCUGUGGUCUGUUGAGGGAGGGGCCCUAGCUCUGGCCACUGCUGUGAGCGGAGGGCGUUUGACUCCAGGAGCUCUCUGAAGGUGCACGGAUGAAACGCAAAACCUGCUGGGACUGCGGAGAAGAAGGAGCUGCUGGACUGGCUGCCCCGCCCACCUGCUCCUCUCUCCCCAGAGCAGGUACACCUGAGUUACAGGUUUGGGGACCCUGCGGAUAUGAAAGCUCUGUCUCUUCCUGACGCCGCCACUGCUCUGCGUGUCCGGGAGGGUGUUUUGUGGAUAAUGACUCGUCUUAUCUGCCUGGGACAGAGGCUCAGGGAGCCGGCCUGUAACUGAGUAACUGAUUCCUCCCUGCUGCUCAGCCGUGCCCGAAGGCAGAUACAAAGUCAGCCUAGACAACUCCUGUCUGGGCAAGUCUUCUCUCCUUUGAUCCUUGGCACAAGCCUGUGAGGUGGGAAUCCAAUGCCGUCACCCAUUUUACAGGUGGGGAGACUGAGGCUCCAGCGAGGACGAGAGACCUAUACUCAGACUGAAGUUCAUGGGUGGCAGGUUUGAAUCUGGGAUGUUCUUCUUUUUUAUUGCCCCAUAAAGUCUCCUGGCAAACACGUGAUGCAAGGCCAUGACACAAAAGCCUGUUCAUUUCUAAAAAUAAGACUGACUUGUCCCCUCGUCCUGAUAAAGAAAUCUCUCACACUUUACAGCCAGGCUGGGGCCGACCCAGCCUCCCCACUUGCACAAGGAGAACACAGGUCCCAUCAGGCCCACCCAGGAGCCUGCCCAAGAGCCCUUGGAGCGUGGCCUGCCUCGUUCACUGGAUCCAGUCUUCUGGGACCCGGAAGGGAAGUUGGCAAGCAUGCUGAGAACCUAGGAUGCGCCAUGUCAUUGUCCCAGCCCUGGGGACACAGGAGAGUGUCAGUCCCCACCUGCCAGGAGUGAACAUUCUGUUCUGGGAGGUGAUUGGAGAGGAGCAUGGGAUAGACUGGGCCGGGAGCUACUGCGGGGACAGCGCUCUGCAGCUGGAGAGGAUCAGCGUGUACUACAAUGAGGCCCAUGGUAAGAAGUAUGUGCCCCGAGCAGUCUUGGUGGAUCUGGAACCCGGGACCAUGGACAGCAUCCGAUCCAGCCGAGUGGGGGCCCUCUUCCAACCGGACAGCUUUGUCCACGGUAACUCUGGGGCCGGUAACAACUGGGCGAAGGGCUACUACACAGAGGGCGCCGAGCUGGUGGACAGCGUGCUGGACGCGGUGCGCAGCGAGGCCGAGGGCUGCGACUGCCUGCAGGGCUUCCAGCUAGUGCAUUCGCUGGGUGGGGGCACGGGGUCGGGGAUGGGUACACUGCUGCUGGGCAAGAUCCGCGAGGAGUACCCCGACCGCAUCCUGAACUCGUUCAGCGUGAUGCCCUCACCAAAGGUGUCGGACACUGUGGUGGAGCCCUACAAUGCCGUGCUGGCGCUGCACCAGCUUGUGCUCAACUCCGACGCCUGCUUCUGCAUCGACAACGAGGCGCUCUACGACAUCUGCUUCCGCACGCUGCGGCUCAACACGCCCACCUACGGGGACCUCAACCACCUGGUGUCCCUCACCAUGAGCGGCAUCACUACCUCUCUGCGCUUCCCGGGCCAGCUCAAUGCUGACCUGCGUAAGCUGGCCGUGAACAUGGUGCCCUUCCCUCGCCUGCACUUCUUCAUGCCCGGCUUCGCGCCGCUCACGGCCCAGGGCAGCCAGCAGUACCGCGCACUGACCGUGGCCGAGCUUACCCAGCAGAUGUUUGAUGCCCGCAACACCAUGGCCGCCUGCGACCCCCGCCGCGGCCGCUACCUCACCGUGGCCUGCAUCUUCCGGGGCCGGAUGUCCACGAAGGAGGUGGACGAGCAGCUGCUCAACGUGCAGACCAGAAACAGCAGCUGCUUCGUGGAGUGGAUCCCCAACAACGUCAAGGUGGCCGUGUGCGACAUCCCGCCCCGGGGGCUGAGCAUGGCGGCCACCUUCAUCGGCAACAACACAGCCAUCCAGGAGCUGUUCGGCAGGAUUUCCGAGCAUUUCUCGGCCAUGUUCAAGAGGAAGGCCUUCGUGCACUGGUACACCGGUGAGGGGAUGGACAUCAACGAGUUUACUGAAGCUGAGAGUAACAUCCAGGAUUUGGUGUCCGAAUACCAACAGUUUCAAGAUGCCAGAGCGGAUGUGGAAGAGGAGGAGGUCGCAGGGGAAGCAGAAGUGGAACCGGCAGAUAAAGAACAUUAACUGCGAGAGGCCCUGCCUGAGGCUGGCUCUUCCGGAGCGCUAUUAGGAUGAGCAAGUCACCCCCGGGAAGGCAGGCCGAUUCUGUACUGCGACACAGAGACCCACCUGCAGCCACUCAGCCUUAGCUUUGA